CCCUCGACAUACACCUCACACACAUCACCGUACCUUUGCUUCAUACCCCUUUCCCUACUUCAAUCCGUAACACUCUACGAUGGGUAACGACUACUACAAGCUCCUCGGUGUUUCGCGAGAUGCCAGCGAAGAUGACAUUAAGAAGGCGUACAAGAAGAUGGCUCUGAAGUGGCAUCCUGACCGUAACUCUGGCUCAGAAGAUGCCUCCAAGAAGUUCAAGGAGAUCUCCGAGGCCUUUGAAGUCCUCAGCGACAAGCAAAAACGAACUAUCUAUGACCAGUUCGGCGAGGAGGGCUUGAAGGGCGGCGGCGUACCACCACAGGGCGCGGGUGGUCCCGGAGGCGGCGGUUUCUCAGGCUUCAACGGCUUCCCGGGUGCCCAGACCUUCUCCUUCUCUACUGGCCCAGGAGGCAGCUUCAGUUCCGGAGGUCCAGGAGGCUUUUCACCAACAGACCCGAACAAGAUCUUCGAGCAGAUCUUCGGUAUGGGAGGACUCGGCGGCGGCAUGGGUGGGUUCGGUGGUGGCGGCCGAACUCGGGUGAGCAGUAUGUUUGCGCAAGACGACGACGACGACAUGUCGGGCAACUUCUUCGGGGGCAUGCCAGGCGGCAUGCCCCGCGGCGGCCGCGCCUCCCCCCGUCAACCGCGCGCCCCCGCUUCGCCAUCACAACCGUCCGAAAUCACGCGGCCGCUCAAGGUGUCGCUCGAGGACCUGUACUCGGGCGCGACGAAGCACCUGAAGGUCGGGCGGCGGCUGCUGAACGGCGGCACGGAGGAGAAGGUGCUCGAGAUCCAGAUCUCGCCCGGGUGGAAGAGCGGAACGAAGAUCCGCUUCCCGCGCGCGGGCAACGAGCAGCCGCACGGGGAGGCGCAGGACCUCGUGUUCGUCGUCGAGGAGAAGCCGCACGAGCGGUUCACGCGCGAGGGCAACGACCUCAUCGCGCGCGUGAGCAUCCCGCUCGUCGACGCGCUCACGGGCGCUGGCGGCAAGCAGAUUGUGGAGCACCUCGAUGGGCGGAAGAUCCAGGUCCCAGUGCCGUUUGGGAUCGUGAAGCCCGGGCAGGAGACGACGCUGCCGGGCGAGGGCAUGCCGAUCCGCAAGGACGGCAGUGCGAAGAAGAAGGGCGACCUGAUCGUCAAGUGGGACGUGGUCUUCCCUGAACGGCUCACACCCGCGCAGAAGGAGGGCAUUCGGAAGGUGCUGGCAUAGGACUCGGCGGACAUCCUCGCAUCUCAUACUUGUAGCAAUUGUAAUGUUGUACCAUAGCAUAGAACUAUACCCUUCUGCAUUCACCGUUGGGGGCCAUUCGCAAAGUACUAGUGUUCAG
Molecule: messenger RNA, 1328 nt
Organism: Trametes versicolor FP-101664 SS1
Lineage: Eukaryota; Fungi; Basidiomycota; Agaricomycetes; Polyporales; Polyporaceae
Product: DnaJ-domain-containing protein
Exons: 4
Coding region: 80-1210 (376 amino acids)
Biological process (GO): translational initiation
Cellular component (GO): cytosol
Molecular function (GO): protein-folding chaperone binding
Source: RefSeq, a predicted model, not a curated record